AUGAGCUUCGGCUCUUGCAGUCGACAUGUCCUUCCUAGGCCUCCAAAUCUAUGGAACGCCGCGGGCCCAUCAAGGAAUAUGAACUCGACAAGCUUUAUAAGGCGGUCCGCCAGGUCGAUAUCGAAGCUUGCAAAGCCAAGUACAUCACUGGAUCGGGCUCAGCUACCACGACUAUCAAUCCUCUCUCGGUCUCAACCCAGUCAUCCUUCAUCCCGUGUCUUUCGAUCGAAAGCACUUCCCGCUAUCUCUUUUUUCUCCACUUCUUCUCGCCGUUUGGUGCCUCCACCUUCCUCACCGCCGACUACCACUACCGAUUCCAAGAAGCAGGUCACACUGAACCCCGAUGCUUCGCCGAAAGAUGUUUCUGCCUCGUCUCAGGAUAAGACGGACUGGAGGAUAAUACUGAAAUUAGCACAUAAUAUUUGGCCUAAGAAUAACCCGAAAGUCAAAAUACGUGUAAUGGGUGCUUUGGCGUUAUUGAUCGCUGGAAAGAUUCUGAAUGUGCAAGUGCCGUUUUUCUUCAAGACGAUAGUGGAUAGUCUGAAUGUACCGAUAACGGAAAGCAGUACAGUCUGGGUGCUGGCAGGUGCCUCCAUUGCCGGGUAUGGAGCUGCUAGGGUGUUGACUACUGCUUUUGGAGAAUUGAGAAAUGCUGUUUUCGCUUCUGUGUCUCAAAGUGCCAUCAGGAAAGUAGCAAGAGAGACUUUUGAACAUCUAUUGAAUAUGGAUAUGAAAUUUCAUUUGGAGAGGCAGACAGGGGGUUUGACUAGAGCUAUAGAUAGGGGAACUAAGGGUAUAUCGUUCAUUCUCUCUUCAAUAGUAUUUCACGUGAUACCGACAGCUUUGGAAAUCACCAUGGUAUGCGGUAUCCUCUCAUGGAAAUUCGGAUGGGAUUUUGCAGCUGUUACAGCUAUCACCAUGGGGCUUUAUACAUGGUUCACUGUUCAAACUACAGCUUGGAGGACCAAAUUCAGAAAAGAAGCAAAUUCAGCUGAUAAUAAAGGUGCUACCGUUGCUGUGGAUAGUCUGAUCAAUUAUGAAGCCGUAAAAGCUUUCAACAAUGAAAGAUUCGAAGUAGCUCAAUACGAUGCCACGUUGAAAACAUACGAAAAGGCUUCGGUCAAAAUAGCCACUUCUUUAGCACUAUUGAACUCUGGUCAGAAUUUCAUCUUUUCAAGCGCUUUGACAAUGAUGAUGUUACUCGCUGCGCAAGGGGUAGUGAAAGGCACAAUGACAGUCGGUGAUCUUGUGAUGGUGAAUCAACUGGUCUUCCAACUGUCAAUGCCUUUGAACUUCCUGGGUACUGUUUAUCGGGAAUUGCGACAGAGCUUGAUAGAUAUGGAAGCUAUGUUUAACUUGCAGGGUUUGGAUUCCAGUAUCACGGAUAAACCUAAUACCAAACCUCUUGCAUUGAGAGGGGGUGAAAUCCGAUUUGAGAACGUCAAUUUCGGUUACCAUCCUGAAAGACCCAUAUUCAAAGAUUUAUCAUUUACGAUACCUGCCGGACACAAAGUAGCUAUCGUUGGACCUUCAGGAUGUGGGAAAUCUACUGUAUUCCGACUUCUUUUCCGAUUCUACGAUUCCCAAUCUGGAAGAAUAACAAUCGACGGGCAAGAUAUAAAAGAAAUCACAUUAGAAUCACUGAGAAAAUCAAUAGGAGUGGUACCUCAAGAUACGCCAUUAUUCCAUGCUGAUAUAUUACAUAAUAUUCGAUAUGGUAAUUUGGAAGCUACAGAUGAGCAGGUUAUUGAAGCUGCCAAAAAAGCUCAUGUUGAAGAAACGAUUCAAAGAUUACCGGAUAAAUACAAGACGAAAGUUGGUGAAAGAGGUUUAAUGAUUUCAGGUGGUGAAAAACAACGCCUAGCAGUUGCUAGAUUGUUAUUAAAAGAUCCACCUAUUUUAUUCUUCGAUGAAGCUACAAGUGCUUUAGACGUUUAUACUGAAACGGAAUUAAUGAGAAAUAUAAACAAUACUCUUUUAGGUGGUGGUAAAACAAGUGUCUUUAUUGCUCAUAGAUUACGCACAAUAUCAGACGCAGAUUUGAUCAUAGUACUGCAAGAUGGUAAAGUUGCCGAACAGGGUUCACACGAACAACUCUUGACUAUAGAUGGAGGUGUUUAUCAAAGGCUCUGGCAGGCUCAAUUAACAGAGAGCACGCAAAGUAAGGUGGGCGAGGAAAAAGAGGAUGUAGAAGAGCUGGAGAUCGUCGGUGAGAAGAAGUCUAAGAAGUAG
Messenger RNA from Kwoniella shivajii, 2232 nucleotides. Its product is annotated as iron-sulfur clusters transporter ATM1, mitochondrial. The record is from RefSeq and is a predicted model, not a curated record. Bases 1 to 2232 code for a protein of 743 amino acids. Gene Ontology annotation, biological process: transmembrane transport; intracellular iron ion homeostasis. Lineage: Eukaryota; Fungi; Basidiomycota; Tremellomycetes; Tremellales; Cryptococcaceae. The transcript is spliced from 7 exons. Gene Ontology annotation, cellular component: mitochondrial inner membrane. Gene Ontology annotation, molecular function: ATP binding; ATP hydrolysis activity; ABC-type transporter activity.